AUUCGAGUGCCGUGAAACUGUGCGCUUGGAUAAAUUACUAAAUUAAAACAUGUUUCUCGCCAAUUUUCGUACGAUAAACAACAAAUUUUAGGGACAGAGUGUGAAUACAUCAAACCACAACUUUGAUAAACUCACGCCAAUGUCAAAUCACUAUGAUAUUCCAUCUUGGGCCGGAAAACCACCUACCGGUCUGCAUCUGGAUGUGAUGAAGGAGGACAAGCUCAUCCAGAAGCUGAUGAUCGAUGAAAAACGCUGCUACCUGUUUGGACGCAAUCCGCAGAUGAACGACUUCUGCAUUGACCAUGGUUCCUGCUCACGCGUACAUGCCGCAUUCGUCUAUCACAAACAUCUUCACAUCGCCUACUUAGUCGACCUGGGCAGCACGCACGGUACGUUCAUCGGAUCGGUCCGUUUGGAGGCCAACAAACCAACGCAGCUGCAGAUCAACAGCCAGUUUAGCUUCGGCGCCUCGACACGCCAUUACAUACUGCGGGAGCGGCCUACAGUUGGUUCACGCACGAACAUCAUGGAGGAUAUACCGAUGAUGGACAUAAGCGACGGCACCUUUCUCGGGUUGCCAGAAAGUCAAACCGAGCUCGAUAAUCUCACCGAGUACAAUACCGCACACAAUCGGCGCAUUUCGAUGUUGGGAAUAUCCGACGACGGUGGUACCGUGGGCGGUGCGGGCGGUACCGGUGGACCGGGCGGCAACAGCGGUAGCUCGUAUAAAAAAAGCAAACGAAACAAACGGAAAGGCGUUGCCUUUAAUGAGGAUGAAAUUAUUAUUAAUCCUGAGGACAUUGAUCCGUCGAUUGGACGCUUCCGCAAUCUUAUCCAAUCCACCGUGGUGCCGGUAUCGGCGAAACGUGCCAAAAUGGAGGUACAAAACAAUAUGGGCAUCGUCACAUCGCCGACCGGUGGUAUGAAAACCGGCGCCUUCCAUUUACACACGCACCAUUCGCUGGCGGGUGUGCACGGUCAGCAUAAUCCUAAUGUGACGCCUAGUCUUUAUCACGGAAUCGAUCCAGUUGAUGGGGGAGCGCAUGGCGGUGGUAGUGGUGGAGGUUCGGGUGGAUCGGAUGGGCGUGGGUUCGGAAGCUUCGAUAUGGACACGACACCGAGCGGGUUGUCUACGAAGCUAGGCAUUUUGUUGCCCAAUCCGGCACCGGAUGUGAACCCGACACCAGUCCCGGUACGAGAGACUGCCACGGUUCCAAUGUUUGCUGUGCCGGGUGGAACCGCUUCCGGUGCUGGUGGUGCCAUCAGUAAUAAUGCUAAAGCGGGCGAGAAACAACCCGACACGUCCGACGAACCCAAGAAGAAGAAAUAUGCCAAGGAACAGUGGCCUGGCCGAAAACCUCUCGGUUUGGGUAGCUUUUAGGAAACUAAUAGAAGCAGCAGUACGCAACUUAGUGUGGUACAAUUUAUUCAUAACAACUCAUUAUAGUUUUAAGCGCCUCAUCCGAGAUUUGUUCGGCUGUACCAGGUUUGACAGGUAGGCUGAUAUAUUUGCAAGACAUGAUACAAAGAAUUACUUUGAGAAAUAAAACCGGAAA
This is a messenger RNA of Anopheles moucheti, 1556 nucleotides long. RefSeq names its product nuclear inhibitor of protein phosphatase 1 (gene NiPp1). The coding region runs from base 140 to 1381 and encodes 413 amino acids. Gene Ontology annotation, molecular function: mRNA binding; protein binding; protein serine/threonine phosphatase inhibitor activity. NCBI's taxonomy places the organism in Eukaryota, Metazoa, Arthropoda, Insecta, Diptera, Culicidae. Gene Ontology annotation, cellular component: nuclear speck. The record is from RefSeq and is a predicted model, not a curated record. The transcript has 5 exons.